UCGUCGUCUCACUCUCACCAGGCAGCAGAUCGAGCCCUGCCCUGCGCAGCGAGGGAAAGAGACACACACAGCACAGCGCCACCAGGCAAGUAGGAGUAAAAGGCAAAAGCACGGCACAUUAAAAGGGGAGGCCGGACCGGACCGGACCGGAGCCAAGCAGCAGCCGCAGCCGCAGCCGCAGCAGAGGAGAGAGAGAGAGAGAGAGAGAGAGAGAGAGAGAGAGAGAGAGAGAGAGAGAGAGAGAGAGAGAGAGCGGCAUAUAUGGCGAUGCCCUUUGCCUCCCUGUCGCCGGCAGCCGACCACCACCGCUCCUCCCCCAUCUUCCCCUUCUGCCGCUCCUCCCCUCUCUACUCGGCAGGGGAGGAGGCGGCGCAGCAGCAGCAGCAGCAGCAGCACGCGAUGAGCGGCGCGAGGUGGGCGGCGGCGAGGCCGGCGACCUUCACGGCGGCGCAGUACGAGGAGCUGGAGCAGCAGGCGCUCAUCUACAAGUACCUCGUCGCCGGCGUGCCCGUCCCGCCGGAUCUCCUCCUCCCCAUCCGCCGGGGCUUCGACUCCCUCGCCUCGCGCUUCUACCACCACCACGCCCUUGGGUACGGGUCCUACUUCGGGAAGAAGCUGGAUCCGGAGCCGGGGCGGUGCCGGCGGACGGACGGCAAGAAGUGGCGGUGCUCCAAGGAGGCCGCCCAGGACUCCAAGUACUGCGAGCGCCACAUGCACCGCGGCCGCAACCGUUCAAGAAAGCCUGUGGAAACGCAGCUCGUCUCCCACUCCCAGCAGCUGCAGCAGCAGGCCCCCGCCGCCGCGUUCCACGGCCACUCGCCGUACCCGGCGAUCGCCACUGGCGCCGGCGCGCCCGGCUCCUUCGCCCUGGGGUCUACUGCUCAGCUGCACAUGGAUAAUGCUGCUGCGCCUUACGCGACCGCUGGCGCCGCCGGGAACAAAGAUUUCAGGUAUUCUGCCUAUGGGUUUAGGACUUCGGCGAUGGAGGACCACAACCAGUUCAUCAGUGCGGCCAUGGACACCGCCAUGGACAACUACUCAUGGCGCCUGCUGCCGGCCCAGAACUCGUCCUUCUCACUCUCGAGCUACCCCAUGCUGAGCACCCUGAGCGACCUGGACCAGAGCGCGAUCUGCUCGCUGGCCAAGACGGAGAGGGAGCCGCUGUCCUUCUUCGGCGUGGGCGGCGGCUUCGACGACGACGAGUCGGCGGUGAAGCAGGAGAACCAGACGCUGCGGCCCUUCUUCGACGAGUGGCCCAAGGACAGGGACUCGUGGCCGGAGCUGCAGGACCAUGACUCCAACCACAACAAUGAGGCCUUCUCGGCCACCAAGCUGUCCAUCUCCAUCCCGGUGACCAGCUCCGAUUUCUCCACCACCGCCGGCUCCCGCUCGCCCCACGGUAUAUACUCCCGGUGAAGGUGAACGGCGUUGGCCGGCCUGAUCUCUGCUGAUUUGCCGAAGCUCUCUGGUAGUCUGGUCCACGACGGACGUCCUCAAAUCAUCACAGAUGAGUGAACCGAACCGACGACCCGGUCGAAUGUGUCUGUGAGCUGACCGCCGCUUUGUUUGCUUGCUUGCUCAUUUUGUAUGGAUGCUGCCUUAACUAUCAUCGUCGUGCAGCACGAACAAAACACUACUUCGUUAAUUUUCUUUCUUCAAUUUCACAACGUUUUGCUUGAUAUCCUGGGUUUUGAUUUGCCAUGUGUCGGCCGGAACUGUACGAAGUUAUCUAUAGCCUCGAUGGUCGUGCACGACAUCGUUGACUUUUCCCUCA
This is a messenger RNA of Triticum aestivum (bread wheat), 1774 nucleotides long. RefSeq names its product growth-regulating factor 3. The transcript has 4 exons. Gene Ontology annotation, biological process: developmental process; regulation of DNA-templated transcription; DNA-templated transcription. The record is from RefSeq and is a predicted model, not a curated record. Gene Ontology annotation, cellular component: nucleus. NCBI's taxonomy places the organism in Eukaryota, Viridiplantae, Streptophyta, Magnoliopsida, Poales, Poaceae. Gene Ontology annotation, molecular function: ATP binding. Bases 262 to 1416 code for a protein of 384 amino acids.